Gongylonema pulchrum is the source of this 351-nucleotide messenger RNA. The record is from the annotation of a GenBank genome assembly. Lineage: Eukaryota; Metazoa; Nematoda; Chromadorea; Rhabditida; Gongylonematidae.
UUGGAAUUUCAGGUCCUACCGAAUGUUGCUCACUCAAGGCGAGAAGUGGAACUUCAGCGACUGGCCUCAGAUCAUCCUCAUAUUGUCAAAAUUGUUGAUGUUUAUGAGAACAAACUUCGGGGAAGCUGUUGCUUGUUUGUUGUUCUGGAAUACAUGAGCGGUAUGAUGAAGAAUUACCAGCUUACGGAACGUGAUACGGCUUGCAUCAUGCACGAUCUUGGCUUGGCCGUCGAACAUAUUCACGCACUGAAUAUUGCUCAUCGCGACAUCAAGCCAGAAAACGUUAUGUACAAGUACGUCCUGAAAAUCUUACUUGAACAUUUUUUUCUUGUCCUAAAAAGAGGAUUGUGA